CGGAUAAUGAUGACCGUCCCUGAUGCUGCUUCUGUCUUUCAACCACACUCCUUUACUCUAUUUUAAUGUCCCUCCAAUCCCUUCUUUGCCGUCUUUUGGUGCUGCUCGUCCCGCUGGCCGUGACGAGCAGCCUGUAUCUGUAUCUGUAUCCCGUCGUCCACGGGUGCGCCUUUCCUCUGCCGCAGCAUGACUCUCACUCUUUCUCGGAUGCCUUUCUGGCCACUGUGCGACAGCAUAUGCCCAUAGACGCUGAGCCCGCACCAGCAGCGCCAUUCCGUCUUCUCGUCCUUGCAGACCCUCAACUAGAGGGAGACAGCUCGCUACCUAAGGCAGAGGAUGAGCUGCCAGCGCGUCUGCGACUCCACUGGGGGCAGAUAUGGGCUGCCCUGACCUCUCCAGCUCUCCCUCUAAACUCGAGCUCGGCCACUGAUGCUGAGUCUACGUCGGAUUCUACCUCCAGCAACGCUUCAGAGUCAGACCCCAAGCCCAUUCUCAACCCGGACCUCAACACCCGCGCAAACCAAUCGACCCCGUUCAAGAUCAACCUCCCCGCCACGCAACAAGCCAUAACCAGCGCCCUGCACUCCCUCCUCCGCACCGACCUCCCCCGCACCCUCAAAGCCGCACGCAAACGCCUCGACCUCCUGGGUAACGACCACUACCUCGCGCACAUCUACCGCACCCUCCACUGGUGGACACAGCCCACGCACGUCACGGUCCUCGGCGAUCUAAUCGGGAGUCAAUGGGUCAGCGACGAGGAAUUCCAGCGCCGAGGCCACCGAUACUGGGAGCGAGUAUUCCAGGGUGGUGUGCGGGGUGACUCGUUCAUCCCUUCUUCUGCUCCCCCUGCCGACACCGACGACGACGACGACUUCGCCCUCAACCCCACCACCCAACCCUCCCGCUGGACCAACCGCCUCCUCAACAUCGUCGGCAACCACGACAUCGGAUACGCGGGGGACGCCAGCGCCGCGCGCAUCGCCCGCUUCGAAGAGACCUUCGGCAAAGUCAACUGGGACGUGAAAUUCUGGCUCAACACGUCCUCAUCCUCAACCUCAACCUCAGCCUCAAACCACGAUGCAACCCCACAAAUCCACAUCAUCAACCUCAACUCCCUCACCCUCGACACCCCCGCCCACAGCCGGGACAUCCAGUCCGCCUCCUACGACUACCUCAACGCCCUCAUCGCCGACCGUCUCGCGCCGGUCACCGACCGCUCCACGUUUACGUUGCUGUUGACGCAUCUCCCGCUGCACAAGCGGGCGGGCGUCUGCGUGGACGCGCCGCAUUUCAAGUUCUUCGAGGAGGACGACGAUCCCCCAAUUGGGGAGGAGAAAAGGUGGUUUGCCGGUGGGCUGCGCGAGCAGAAUCAUUUGAGUGAGUGGGUGAGUGGGAAUGGAGUGUUGGAGGGGGUGUUUGGGAUGAGUGGGGAUGGCGCGGUGGAAGGUGGUGGAUGGGGCAGGAAGGGGUUGGUGUUGACGGGGCAUGAUCAUGAGGGGUGCGAUGUUUUGCAUUUUGUGAGGUGGGGUGGGGGGUUGGACUCGGUCUUGAAAGGUGAUGGCGAGGGUGAGGGUGAAGGGAAGGGUGAGGGCGAAGGCGAGGACAAAGGCACAGGCAAACAGGAAACUGAAGUUGCUGCUGCUGCUGCUGCAGACGCAGACCCCGAGCAGAGGGACUGGCAAUGGGACGCCAAACGCUACUCCUCCGCGCAGGAGGCCGCGACUACUACUUCUACGUCAACGCCCUCCAUCCGCGAGGUCACCAUGCGCUCGAUGAUGGGUGCGUAUGGCGGGUACGCGGGCUUGCUGUCCGUGUGGUUUGACGUGGACAAGCAGGAGUGGGAGUAUGAGAUCCAGAUGUGCGCGGCAGGGGUGCAGCACAUCUGGUGGGCGGUGCAUGUGGUGGAUCUGGUGACUCUCGGCGUCGCGGUCGUGGUACUCCUUUUGACAGCGGUGCGGUCGAAGAAGCCCCAGGAACGGAAAGACGAUGUCAAGAGCCGACCUGAGAAGGUUAAGACAUAAGUUCACAACAGAGAUGAUAUUAUACACAUUUAUAUAAGCCUUAGACAUCAAGUAUAGCAAGCAUAGAUCAUGAUAGAUCAUUGAGGACAUUCAACCCUCAA
Molecule: messenger RNA, 2122 nt
Organism: Aspergillus fijiensis CBS 313.89
Lineage: Eukaryota; Fungi; Ascomycota; Eurotiomycetes; Eurotiales; Aspergillaceae
Exons: 1
Coding region: 66-2021 (651 amino acids)
Biological process (GO): GPI anchor biosynthetic process
Cellular component (GO): endoplasmic reticulum
Source: RefSeq, a predicted model, not a curated record